Molecule: messenger RNA, 2099 nt
Organism: Acanthaster planci (crown-of-thorns starfish)
Lineage: Eukaryota; Metazoa; Echinodermata; Asteroidea; Valvatida; Acanthasteridae
Product: carbonic anhydrase 1-like
Cellular component (GO): cytoplasm
Molecular function (GO): zinc ion binding; carbonate dehydratase activity
Source: RefSeq, a predicted model, not a curated record
UUAACAUGCGACCGAGAUAACCGGAAUCAACACGCAGCGUGUGUCCUGUCCUGAUUGUCUGGUAUCCCGUAUCCAUCAAUAUUCGUAGGUACAUGCUAUACGUACAUGUACACUCCACACAAUGACCAUACCGAAGAAUUCAGGACAGGUGCUUGGCUUGGAUUCUUGGAAACACAACUGCCCAAAAAUCCUUCACUGAAAAAGAAUGUGCGUCAACCAACUACGUCCGGAAAAGUGACGGUGACUGAAACCGAUUAUGUCCGGAAUAGUGACGGUGAAUGAAACCAUUCACAAUACCCUCUUUGGAGGAAUCACUGGUUACUGACUGCGACUGCUAUGGAUGAUCGCCACAGCUAGGGGAUCAGAACGGCGCGUACUAACUACGCAAAGCACGUACGGUAUGUGCAUGUACACGCACAUGUACAUGCACAUGGAUAUGUAGGCAGGCAAGCACCACGCUUUCGAAAUUCGUUGACCCCAAUCGGGACAAGCGCACACCCCUCAGUUGGCUGCUCAAUAAAUACCGUCACGCUUCCUACAUGCACGUCAUCCCUCAGCUGUCCGUAGUAUCGCGUGGAUGGAUGAUUCUCUCCACUGAUCGUCCCUGACCUCCGUACCGUGUGUCGUAUUUAUCCUUCGCAACUUUUCCAAAGACCGGAUAGUAGUUUUUAAAUUUGUUGAGUUCGUUUGGAAAUGGCCGUCCAUUGGGGAUACAUCGGAGAAAAAGGACCGGCGCACUGGUGUGAUGAUUUCCCUGAUGCUAACGGGAACCGACAAUCACCUAUCGACAUCGUGACGAAAGACGCGAAGGUGGACUCGUCUCUGGGUCCCCUCAACAUCAACUAUAGCUCCGCUAGAAGUACAUGUACUGAGGUCAUCAACAACGGCCACACAUUUCAAGUGAACGCCCAAUCUAGCGAUACCAACUUGAGCGGAGGACCACUGUCGCACAACUACCGGCUGGCACAGUUUCAUUGUCAUUGGGGUAGCAAUGACGGACAAGGCUCGGAACACACAGUGGACGGGAGACCCUAUGAUGCCGAGCUCCACCUGGUCCAUUGGAACACUGACCUCUUCCAGUCGGUAGGGGACGCCCUACCAAAGGACAAGGGUCUGGCCGUGCUGACGGCAUUCCUCAAGGUCGGCCAGGAGAAUACCGGCUGGUCCAAGUUGGUGGCGCUCUUAAACCACAUCAAGUGCAAAGACGAUAAAUGCUGCAUUGAAGAGGGUUUUGAUCCUUCAGUUCUGCUUCCAGAAAAUAAGAAGGACUACUGGACGUAUGAGGGUUCGUUGACGACACCGCCAUGCCAUGAGAGUGUACGGUUCAUCAUUUUCCGGGAACCCGUCGAGAUAUCGCCGCACCAGAUUGCGUCACUACGAGAUCUCUUGUCUCACAAACAAAACGAACAGCCCGCGUGUGGUUGCCAGGAGCAUCUCAGCGACAACUACCGUCCCACUAUGCCGCUCAACGGCCGCGUGGUUACCGCAUCAUUCCAAGAACAGUAACGGCCUCGGAGAAGUCGCUCAUUUGGAAGUCCAACGUCGAGUGUUAAUGAACAAUGAGGGACUAGAAACUCGCUCUAUAAGUAUGAAAUAUCCCCAGAACACUGCACCUGACGCGUAAAAUUCGUUGAUAGUUUUCAUACAAAAAAUGGUUAUUGCUGCUUAAAGAAUUAGAAUUUCACAGAUAAUGUAGAAUUGAGUUCGGUAAAUUAAAAAAAAAAUACUUCCAAAAUUGUGUUGGUUCUUUACUAGCUUCGAUUUUUUUUAUCUAGUUCUACACUUGAUGAAACUAAUGGUUAUUUCAAAGGGCGAUAGUUGUUUCAUUAAUUUUGCAGUUUCAGAGCUCAAUGAGUUUCAGAGAACACAACUUCAGUUAAACUUGUCCUAUUCAUUUUGUACGAGGUGCAUAUGUUAUUUAUUUCGGUAACCACCGUGAAGUCUUUCAGGAAAGGUGGAAUAUAAGAGAGGUUUUCAGGUAACACAACAGAACUCUGUUUCCUCAUCCUGUUAGCCUUUCCAAUGAUGUCAUUGUGUUAAAGGGUGUUAGGUGUUAAGUGUGGCAUUUCGAUUGCUGUGGAAAAUCCCAUCGGACGAAA